AUGUCGUUUUCAUUCUUGUCUCGUGGAGCCAAGUUCAGUAAGAAGGACAAGGAACAACAUGAACCACAGUUCUACGGCCGUGCAGAAAGGAUCCAUGCGUCCGAGUUUGUUGCUAUACAAGUUAGUAAAGACGUACCAAGAGUUCCAUACACAGAGAUAACUGAUGAACAGGAACGCGCAUGGUGUACGGCCCAGCGCAUUUCUCGCAUAAAUUGGGGCGACUGUGGUCCAACAUGUAAGUCGUUUGAUGAGCUUUCCACGCGCUUUGUGCUGCAGUCAGAUCAAGAUGCUUCAUCUGGUAGUUUUGCUGCAAAAGAGCUGCAGAAGAACAUCAGUAAGUUAGGAUGGGAGGUCCCAUCCCCGGUACAACAGGCUGCUAUCCCUGCCUUGAUGUCGCGCCGUGACUGUCUUUGCCUGGCUCCAACUGGCAGUGGAAAGUCAGGAGCGUACAUUAUUCCAUCAAUACUGUCACUUGGUCAACCAGGCAGCGAUGGAUUUCGUGUCCUUGUUCUGGUUCCCACAAGAGAACUAGCAGAUCAGGUGGCACGUGUCUGCAAUCAGCUCGCUCCUUCAUUCCGUACAAUGUUAUUACAGCGAAAGGAGACGGUUACGCAGUCCCUCAUCAAUUCCAAAAGACAUGACGUUAUGGUGGCGACACCUCUUGUUUUGUUGAACUUUUUAACCGAAGGCAUUGUGCGGUUCCCCAACUUACAAACAAUCGUCCUCGACGAAGUCGACUGCCUGAUGAACCCACAAUUCAUAGAGCAAAUAGAUGCUGUGUUAGAGUGGAUUUUGAAGACGAAUGCAAACACUGGAGGCUGUUGUCCAGCUAAUCGGCCCGUGUUCACAUUGUUUAGUGCCAGUGUGACUGAUCAAGUCUUUGGACUUGUCAAUACCUUCCUAGUGGAUCCGGUACAGAUUUCAGUAGCUGGAGCAGGCAUGCCUACCAAUACUGUAAAACAAUACUUUAUGUUUGCUGGCAGGGAUCGAUACAAAAUGUUUACCCUCCAGCAAGCGAUUAUAGAGUACGGAAAGCCGCCCGUGCUUGUGUUUGCUUCAACUUCAGAUAGAGUCUUUACGAUAUAUAAAGAGCUUAUCUGCUAUGUCGAUUGGCCGACUGGCUAUCUUCAUGCUGGCUUGACCAAAAACCAACGCCAUGAGAUUGUUACUAAAUUUCGAACAGCAGACUUAUGGAUCUUAGUCUGCACAGACGUUUUAGCGCGCGGGCUGGACUUCCCACGCAUAGGGCUGGUUAUUAAUUUCGACAUACCAUCUGAUCUAACACAUUACAUUCAUCGGAUUGGACGAGCGGGAAGGCAGACAGAGGGAACUGCGGUGACGCUUUUUACAGAGCGCGACGCGUUGUUAGUUCGAUCCUUAGCGACUGCUGUGCGGGAUAGCGGCCAGGAUAUCCCCGAGUGGAUGGUGACUCUUGAGGGAUUCAAAGGAGCGAAGGACACGUCCAAGGCUCGGGAAGCAAGUAUGUUCAGAGCUAGAUGGAAGGCAGAUGAGGGCAUCGACAGGAUACAUUGGAGCCGAACGAAGCAUCAGAAGCGACAGGUCAUCUACUCUAUCAAAGGGCUCCGCUACAGUGACAGCGCCAAUCGCAAUAUUGCUGGGCAAAGUGACAAUACCGAUAAUGGCAAAGACGAGCACCAGCUUUAA
Giardia duodenalis is the source of this 1665-nucleotide messenger RNA. Its product is annotated as ATP-dependent RNA helicase. The coding region runs from base 1 to 1665 and encodes 554 amino acids. The record is from RefSeq and is a predicted model, not a curated record. Gene Ontology annotation, biological process: maturation of SSU-rRNA. Gene Ontology annotation, cellular component: 90S preribosome. The transcript has a single exon. Gene Ontology annotation, molecular function: ATP binding; nucleic acid binding. Lineage: Eukaryota; Fornicata; Diplomonadida; Hexamitidae.